AAAAUCUACAAGACAGUAAAAGCACCCUGGCUCCCUGGUUCAGAGGUAGAUCAGUUACCAGAGGGUUUAUCUAGCUAUCUAGCUAACUAACUAACUAACUAACUAGAAGCUUGUGAAGCUAGCUGAAUUUGAGGCUACAUAUUUUCCUGUUGCCUGUUAGGUAGCUACUUACCAUUCUGGGGAUACAUAUAACUAGCUAGCUAGCAUAGCUACCUAGUUAGCCUACAUAGUUAGAAGUUAGCAGGCUAAUUUAGCAUAGCAAUCCACAUCUAUGUAAUGGCAACAAACUUGAAAGACAAGGAAGCCUAUCAAAGACUAAACUUUCUAUAUCAGGCUGCACACUGUGUUUUGUCUCAAACCCCUGAGAAUGUGGAAUUGGCUCGUUUUUACUGCUUCACUCAGAAGACCAUUGCAAAACGUUUGGUGCUGAGACAAGACCCCUCAGUGAAAAGAACAUUAUGUAAGAAGUGCUGCUCUUUGCUGGUCCCAGGAGUAACUGCCACAGCCAGACAGAGAAGGAUUAAGUAUAGAAACCGCAUGACUGUGCUGCAGUGUCUCAGCUGUGGACAGAGCAAGAGGUUCCUUAACAAUCCGAAGCAUCGCCUGUGGGUGGACCAGUCUGAGGCCCAGCUGGAGAACCAAUCACAGCCAGAACAAGGUCACUCCACUAAAGAGUUGCAGAAGGAGAAAGCUGAUACCCGUAUCUCAGAAAUCCUCUACAGGGCCUUCCUCUACCCAGCACCAGGUGUCUCCAUCAAAGCCCUAAACCUGAGCCCUGUGGCCUCGGUAGCCUAGUCACAACUGGACAUAGCCUCUUUGUGUGGUAUUGACACAUAUUUUCAACAAUUUCAUUAAAAACAUUUUGAUAUGAGCAUA
Molecule: messenger RNA, 876 nt
Organism: Oncorhynchus kisutch (coho salmon)
Lineage: Eukaryota; Metazoa; Chordata; Actinopteri; Salmoniformes; Salmonidae
Product: ribonuclease P protein subunit p21
Biological process (GO): tRNA processing
Cellular component (GO): nucleolar ribonuclease P complex
Source: RefSeq, a predicted model, not a curated record